This is a messenger RNA of Dromaius novaehollandiae (emu), 674 nucleotides long. RefSeq names its product cytochrome c oxidase subunit 6A1, mitochondrial. Bases 16 to 504 code for a protein of 162 amino acids. Lineage: Eukaryota; Metazoa; Chordata; Aves; Casuariiformes; Dromaiidae. The record is from RefSeq and is a predicted model, not a curated record. Gene Ontology annotation, cellular component: mitochondrial inner membrane. The transcript is spliced from 3 exons. Gene Ontology annotation, molecular function: enzyme regulator activity. Gene Ontology annotation, biological process: mitochondrial electron transport, cytochrome c to oxygen.
GACCAAGGAUGGCGCAUGCGCAGCAAGGCGGCUCGGCCCGCCGCCGCUCAAGGUCAAGCUCGGGGAAGGAGCGCUAUUGCGCACGCGCAGACGCGACGUCCUUGCGCAGCUUUUCUGUCUGUCCCCUGCGGGCCGCCGUGGGUUCCGGUUCCGGUGGGCGCCCCGGAGGCUGAGGGGAUGGCGGCGCUCGCGAGGGUCUCCCGGCUGCUGCUCGCCGCCGCCCCGCGCUCCCUGCCGGGGCGCCGCAUGUCGGCCGCGGCCCACGAAGCCGGCGGAGCCCGCCUGUGGAAGCUCCUGAGCUUUGUGGUUGCUCUUCCCGGCGUUGGUGUGUGUAUGCUGAACUGCUACUUAAAAGCACAGCAUGAGCAUGAAAGACCCGAAUUCAUUCCUUACGCUCACCUCCGGAUCAGGACCAAGCCUUUCCCCUGGGGUGACGGGAACAAAACUCUAUUCCACAAUCCCCAUGUUAACGCUCUCCCAACUGGUUAUGAAGACGAAAACUAAGAUCUUGACCACAGCCAAAACUUUGGCUCUUCCUGCAUUUGGACCAGAAUGUUCUAUGGGAACCAUCAUUUAAGAAACUCUGCAUUCCUUCUACCAUCAAGUUGAAUGGUGUUGCGACCUCUGUUAUGUACUUGUGGAGGGGUCCUUCAAAUAAAAACUCCUAACUUGAA